Peromyscus maniculatus bairdii (prairie deer mouse) is the source of this 1289-nucleotide messenger RNA. It is a transcript of the gene Adprm, whose product is annotated as ADP-ribose/CDP-alcohol diphosphatase, manganese dependent. Lineage: Eukaryota; Metazoa; Chordata; Mammalia; Rodentia; Cricetidae. The record is from RefSeq and is a predicted model, not a curated record. Gene Ontology annotation, molecular function: ADP-ribose diphosphatase activity; 2',3'-cyclic-nucleotide 2'-phosphodiesterase activity; manganese ion binding.
GGGUUGUCAAGGAGUCCAGGGUUGUGCGGCUGCAAGCGAUACAAAAAAGGGACAGACUGAUUUCUGCAGGCUGCUCAUCAACAAAGAGAAAAGACUGGGCCUGCUUGAGUACCCCAGAGUGGAGGUCUGCUAUGGAAAGUAGAGUGGCUUAUUUAGAAGCCUGCUUGGAGGUAAUGGCUGAUGAGCUGGACCCCGAUGCCCUGGCUGAUGGUUCAGAGCCCCUUUUUUCCUUUGGAGUUAUAGCAGAUAUUCAGUAUGCUGACUUAGAAGAUGGAUUCAAUUAUCAAAGAAGCAGGCGGAGGUACUACCGGCACAGUCUUGUUCACUUACAGGGUGCCAUUGAAGACUGGAAUAAAGAACGCAGGCCGCCCUCCUGUGUCCUCCAGCUUGGAGACAUCAUCGAUGGCUACAACGCACAGUAUAAAGUCUCAGAAAAAUCUCUAGAACUUGUCAUGGACACAUUCAAAAUGCUUAAAGUCCCAGUUCACCACACAUGGGGAAAUCAUGAAUUCUAUAACUUCAAUAGAGACUUCUUAGCAAACUCGAAACUUAACAGCAAGUUUCUAGAAGACCGAAUUGUACAGCAUCCCGAGACCACGCCAUCGGAGAACUAUUAUGCUUAUCACUUUGUACCAUUCCCUAAAUUCCGGUUUGUUUUACUUGAUGCUUAUGACCUGAGUGUCUUGGGCAUAGAUCAAUCUUCUCCAAAAUAUGAGCAGUGUAUGAAGAUGCUGAGGGAGCACAAUCCAAAUGUGGAGUUAAAUAGUCCCCAAGGACUUUCUGAGCCCCAGUAUGUCCAGUUUAAUGGAGGAUUCAGCCAAGAACAGCUGAACUGGUUGAAUGAAGUUCUUACAUUCUCAGACCUGAACCAGGAAAAGGUGGUGAUUGUGAGCCAUCUUCCCAUUUACCCAGAGGCCUCUGACAGCGUGUGCUUGGCUUGGAACUACAUGGAUGCCCUGUCAAUCACAUGGUCUCACAAGUGUGUGGUGUGUUUCCUUGCUGGUCACACACAUGACGGUGGCUACUCUGAGGAUCCUUUUGGUAUACACCAUGUCAACCUUGAAGGAGUUAUUGAAACAGCUCCGGAUAGCCAGGCCUUCGGCACAGUUCAUGUCUACCCUGACAAAAUGAUACUGAAAGGGAGAGGCAGAGUUCCAGACAGAAUUAUGAAUUACAGAAGGGAAUAAGCUUUGUGUUUUUAGUCUCAUUAUCUUGUCUAUCUUUGUAGAAAAAGAAUGGUAUUGUUUUAUGUUUUACUCUAUUGCAUAUAAAGUUGAAUUCUCACUGGG